Chaetura pelagica (chimney swift) is the source of this 1443-nucleotide messenger RNA. RefSeq names its product synuclein, alpha interacting protein (gene SNCAIP). The coding region runs from base 49 to 1443 and encodes 464 amino acids. The record is from RefSeq and is a predicted model, not a curated record. Gene Ontology annotation, molecular function: ubiquitin protein ligase binding. Lineage: Eukaryota; Metazoa; Chordata; Aves; Apodiformes; Apodidae. The transcript has 5 exons.
AGGUCUUUACUACUGUGCUGACUCACCCAAAAUGUCCAUAGAAGAAUAAUGGAAGCCCCUGAAUACCUUGAUUUGGAUGAAAUAGAUUUUAGUGAUGAUAUAUCGUAUUCUGUAACUUCUCUCAAGACCAUCCCAGAAUUAUGUAGAAGGUGUGAUUCACAAAAUGAAGACAGAUCAGUUUCCAGCAGCAGCUGGAACUGUGGAGUCUCAACUCUUAUCGGAAAUGCACAGAAACCAACAGGAAUUGCAGAUGUGUGCAAUAAUAAAUUCAGACCAGUGAAGAGAGUUUCCCCGUUAAAGCACCAGCCAGAAAGCUCUGAGAACAAUGAAAGUGAUGACCAGAAGAACGAGAAGGGAGAAUACCUGAAAGGCAUUGAUUCUCAAUCUGCACCUCCAAGUGAUGACCAGAGCCCAGGAGGAGAGAGCCUUAAAAGCAAAAACAUUGAGCCUUCCGUUCUCCUUGGGGAGCUGGAGCACUAUGACCUGGAUAUGGAUGAAAUUUUGGAUGUGCCUUAUAUUAAAUCAAGCCAGCAACUUGUUCCUUUUGCAAAGAUAGCUUCUGAGAAAAAACUUCUGGGUGUAUGUUCAACAGUGAAUGGUCUUAGUAGCAAGACUUGCUCUGCAGGGAACACAGAAAGUUCGCCUGCCAGUGGGACACAAUUCUGUGUACUGUCUCCUGUGAGAGGCUCUCAGCUGAGAAAAACGCAGCCCAUUGUUCUUGAUCAGCACAAGCAUUUAACAGAUGAAUUAGAGCCUUCCCAGCCUUUAGUUAAGUGUAGUUCAGUCCAUGAAUCUGAAGCCCAAGGCAAGGGCUACCUCAGCAGGACAUUUGUUAAUCCUCAUGCUCACAAAACUGAGAAGACUAUGCCAAACUGCCCCCUGAGGACUUUUCACCUGCAGACAGCAGUGGCAGAAAGCAAGCAGCUAGAGGAACUGACUAUGAACUGGAGCAGUGCAGGAGGCCCAGAAGAGAGGAAUGAAGAGAUGAAAAAAAUUAAGAGCAUCCUAAACAUUGUAAAGGAAGGUCAAAUAUCUUUACUGCCACAUUUAGCAGCAGAUAAUCUGGAUAAGAUCCAUGAUGAGUGUGACAACAAUCUGUUACAUGUAGCAGCAUCAAAGGGGCAUGCAGAAUGCCUGCAGCAUCUCACUUCUUUGAUGGGUGAAGACUGUUUGAAUGAAAGAAACAUUGAGCAGCUAACUCCAGCUGGGUUAGCAAUAAAGAAUGGUCAGCUGGAGUGUGUUCGGUGGAUGGUGAGUGAAACAGAAGCUAUUGCAGAAUUAAGUUGCUCGAAAGACCACCCGAGCCUGAUUCAUUAUGCAGGUUGCUAUGGCCAGGUAUGGCUUUCAUUUACUUUUUCAAAUACAUUAUUUAGAUUAUCAUCCAAAAAUUUCAAUUUAAACCAUCUUUAUAAUCUUGCAGCCUUUAAUUACAGGUGUUCUUAA